CUCCGCCGCGGCCCCCGGGCUGUCGGGGGCGGUGACAGCUGUCGGCGCCGCUGCUUUCGGGGCGGGAGGCGGAAGCGCCUUCCAGCUCGGCUCUCCUUGCCUCCUAGAUCCGCUUUCUGGAGGGCGCGCCCGGCGCGGGAGAGCCCAGGACGAGGACAUGGCCCCCGAGCCCCGGGAAGCAAGGCCUCAGAAGGAGACUCAAGGAGCACUUCCUGCAUGGGGCACAGCGCAUAGUGUCGGUGACGUUUGAAGACGUGGCUGUGCUUUUCACCCGGGAUGAGUGGAGAAAGCUGGAUCCUUCUCAGAGAAGCCUGUACCGGGAGGUGAUGCUGGAGAACUAUAGUAACCUGACCUCACUGGGAUUCCUACUUACCAAACCGAAGGUGAUCUCCCUAUUGCAGCAAGGAGAAGAGCCCUGGAAAGCAGAGAAAGAAAGUUCUGGAAGCUUAUCUCUUGGAUGGAAGCACAGCCACAGCAUCGCACAGUCAACCCAAACACAGGAAUCUUCAUUCCAGGAACUGGUAAUGAAAAUAUCCACAAGAAAUGGGCCCUGGCACCUGAAGUCAGAAAAACCUUGCAUAUAUGAAGGCAGAUCAGAGAAGACUGGAGAAAAGAACCCUAAAACCAAUGAGCUUAGCCAGAAUUUCAGCUCACAGUUUAUUGUUCUUAGGCAACAGAUAGUUCUCAGAGAGGAAAUGCCAUCAACAUGUGAAAAACAAGGAAACACUUCCAAGCAGAGUUCAAAUUUACCUAAUCAACUGAAAGUCACAGCAGAUAAACGCUAUAAAUGUAGUAUCUGUGAGAAGACUUUCAUUAAUACUUCAUCCCUUCGAAAACAUGAGAAAAACCAUAGUGGAGAAAAGUUAUUUAAAUGUAAAGAAUGUUCAAAAGCCUUUAGCCAAAGUUCAGCUCUUAUUCAACAUCAAAUAACUCAUAGUGGGGAGAAACCUUACAUAUGUAAAGAAUGUGGGAAAGCCUUCACUCUAAGUACCUCCCUGUAUAAACAUCUGAGAACUCACACUGUAGAGAAGUCCUACAGAUGUAAGGAAUGUGGCAAAUCCUUUGGCAGAAGGUCAGGCUUGUUUAUACAUCAGAAAGUCCAUGCCAGAGAAAGCCCAUGUAAGUACAACCCAGGCAGGAAGGAAUCUGGUUGCAGCCCAUCCCUUCCUGGUCAGAGGAUUCAUUCCAGAAAGAAGACCUACUUGUGUGACGAAUGUGGCAACACCUUUAAGUCCAGCUCGUCCCUCCGUUACCAUCAGAGAAUCCACACUGGAGAGAAACCUUUCAAAUGCAGUGAAUGUGGAAGAGCCUUCAGUCAGAGUGCAUCACUUAUUCAGCAUGAGCGAAUUCACACUGGAGAAAAGCCCUACAGGUGUAACCAGUGUGGAAAAGGCUUCACUUCUGUUUCACGACUCAACAGACACCGAAUAAUUCAUACAGGAGAGAAGUUUUAUAAUUGUAGUGAAUGUGGCAAAGCCUUAAGUUCCCACUCAACGCUUAUUAUUCAUGAGAGAAUUCACACUGGGGAGAAACCAUGUAAAUGUAAAGUGUGUGGGAAAGCCUUCAGACAAAGUUCAGCACUCAUCCAACAUCAGAGAAUGCACACUGGAGAAAGACCCUAUAAGUGUAGCGAGUGUGAGAAAACAUUUAGGUGUAACUCAUCCCUUAGUAAUCAUCAGAGAAUUCAUACUGGAGAGAAACCAUUCCGAUGUGAAGAAUGUGGGAUGUCAUUUGGUCAAAGUUCAGCUCUUAUUCAGCAUCGAAGAAUUCAUACGGGGGAGAAGCCCUUUAAGUGUAAUACAUGUGGGAAAAGUUUUAGACAGAGCUCCUCACGUAUUGCACAUCAGCGCAUCCAUACUGGAGAGAAGCCCUAUGAAUGUAACAUAUGUGGGAAACUUUUCAACCACAGGUCAUCUCUCACUAAUCAUCAUAAAAUCCAUGUGGAUGAGGACCCUUAGAAAGUAGGUUUGCAUGUGUAAGAGCCUCAACCAAAGCUCAGCAGGGAAUGCGUACUUGACGGUGUUGUAAUGAUGGUAGAUACUUUCAAAAUCUUAUCAGUUCAGUCAUCAGCAGAUACCACAUCCAUGGAUAAACUGAAUGAUUGGAGGAAAAUAUUCAUGCCUGUCAGACACUUUUAAAAGAUCCUGUAAGAGCCAGGCACAGUGGUACAUGCCUAUUUUCCCAGCUAAUCAAGAGGCUGAAUUGAGAACAUUGCUUAAGGCUACAAGUUUGAGGGAAGCCUGGGAAAACCUAGAGAGACCCCCCCACCUCAAAAAAUAUUAGUAACCUGAGAUAAAGAAUCCACAACCAAAUACAUUGACUUUGGGCAAUUGUAAAAUAAAGGCAUUAAUUUUUCUUUCCCCCAUCCCA
This is a messenger RNA of Jaculus jaculus (lesser Egyptian jerboa), 2370 nucleotides long. RefSeq names its product zinc finger protein 354A. Gene Ontology annotation, biological process: regulation of cytokine production; regulation of immune system process; negative regulation of transcription by RNA polymerase II. Lineage: Eukaryota; Metazoa; Chordata; Mammalia; Rodentia; Dipodidae. The transcript is spliced from 5 exons. The coding region runs from base 327 to 1958 and encodes 543 amino acids. The record is from RefSeq and is a predicted model, not a curated record.